AGGGUAUACGUGUAAUGCCAAUUUCAUUUUACCUAAUUUCAAUAACUCUAAAACCCUAAACCCUUUCUCAGAUUUCAUUUGCCUCCACAAAAACCUAAAACUUCUCUCUCCCAAAAUACCAAAACCCUGCGUAGUAAUGAAAAAGCCCAAAUCCAAAAACCUCCGCAAGCAGAACCGCCUAUCAGAAGUCGAAGAAAUCCAGCUUCUGACCUCAUGGAUCCAAUCCGGGAAACCCGACUCGGGUUCCAACCCCAUGUCGCUGCCUCCACUGCCCCACUCGCCCGUCGGUCGAAUCGACGACGCUUCUUUUUCUCGUUACGCCGGUGCCACGAGGUUCGACCAGCUACCGAUUUCGAAGAAUACUAGAGAUGGUUUGCGCAAGGCUGGGUACGUCGAGAUGACCGAUAUCCAGAGGGCUUCCCUGCCGCAUGCGCUCUGCGAGAGGGAUAUUCUUGGCGCGGCCAAAACCGGGUCAGGAAAGACUCUGGCUUUUGUUAUUCCGGUUUUGGAGAAGUUAUAUAAAGAGAGAUGGGGUCCUGAGGAUGGGGUAGGCAGCAUCAUUAUAUCUCCUACACGGGAAUUAGCAGGUCAACUUUUUGACGUGUUGAAAUCUGUAGGGAAGCACCAUAAUUUUAGUGCCGGCCUCCUAAUUGGUGGACGCAAGGAUGUUAACGCAGAGAAGGAGCGCGUAAAUGAGCUGAACGUAUUGGUUUGCACUCCUGGUCGUCUUCUUCAGCACAUGGAUGAGACUCCAAACUUUGAAUGUUCCCAGCUUCAGGUUUUGGUCCUUGAUGAGGCAGAUCGAAUUCUUGACGUAGGAUUCAAGAAGGCUUUAAAUGCUAUUGUCUCGCAGCUACCUAAGAGUAGACAAACAUUGCUAUUCUCAGCAACUCAAACGAAGUCGGUUCAGGAUCUUGCAAGACUGAGUUUGAAGGACCCAGAGUAUUUGAGCGUGCAUGAGGAGUCUGUGACUGCCACUCCCAACCGCCUGCAGCAAACGGCAAUGGUUGUUCCGCUUGAUGAAAAGCUAGACAUGUUGUGGAGUUUCAUAAAGGCACAUCUUAAUUCAAAGAUCCUAGUGUUUCUUUCAAGCUGUAAACAGGUAAAAUUCGUCUUUGAAGCUUUCAAGAAACUGCGCCCUGGAAUACCCUUGAAGUGUCUUCAUGGGAGGAUGAAGCAGGAAAGAAGGAUGGGGAUAUACUCCCAGUUUUGUGAGAAGCGCUCAGUGCUUUUUUCAACUGAUGUGGCCUCAAGAGGCCUUGAUUUUAAUAAGGCAGUUGACUGGGUUGUCCAGGCUGAUUGUCCAGAAGAUGUUGCAACUUACAUACACAGAGUUGGUCGCACUGCUCGUUAUCAUUCUGGAGGGAGGUCUGUUUUAUUUCUGUUGCCCUCAGAAAUGAAAAUGCUUGAGAAAUUACAAGCAGCCAAAGUACCCAUACAGUUUAUUAAGGCAAACAAAAAAAGAGUACAACCUGUUUCUGGCUUGUUGUCUGCAUUACUAGUCAAGUACCCAGAUUUGCAGUAUUCGGCACAAAGGACCUUUGUGACAUAUUUGCGGUCUAUUCAUAUUCAGAAAGAUAAAGAAAUUUUUGAUGCGAUGAAACUGCCUAUUGAUGAAUUUUCAGCGUCAUUGGGUCUACCAAUGACUCCAAAAAUCCGUUUCUUGAAGCAGAAAAUAAAGUCAACAAAAGUGUCAGAGAACUCUGCUGUUGUUGAAAUAGAAAACUCUGACAAAGAGAAUGUUCUGGAGAUUCCAAAAGAGAAGCUAGAUGUUGGCCAUAUAGAUGUUGAGGAAGUAAACAAGGACUUUCUCCUGACGAAGGACACGCCCAACAAAGAAGAAGGGAAAAUAAGUGAAAUUGGAGAUGUUAGGCCUACAACACGGAUUUCAAAGAAAAAGAAAUUGAAGAUUAAUGUACAUAGACCAACGGGUACUAGGGUCGUAUUUGAUGAAGAAGGCAAUGCACUACCCCCGCUUGCCAGGGUGGCUGAAGCACAAAGCGGCAAUCAUGCAUUCCUGAUUGACCAAGGAAAAAAGAAUGAAUAUUAUAACAAGAUGAGGGAAGAGUUGAAGCAGGUGGACAAAGAAGACAAGCUACUAGAGCGCCAGCGCCUUAGAGAAAAACGGAUUAAGGAGAAGAUGAAGUUGAAAAGAGGACAUUCGGAAGACGAGGCUGAUGAGGAAGAACUUUCUGGGUCAGAAGAGGAAGCAACUGGAAUCAGACCCCAUAAAAAGUCGAAGAUAUACUAUGAUAGUGAUAGCGAUGAUGGUGAGAUAAAAGAAAAGAAGGAUUCCAUGUCCCUGGAGGAGCAAGAAGCACUGGCUCUUAAAUUACUAAACUCCAUGCACUCAUAGGAUCUCUUACAAAUUUAAGCUGUAAGAGGUUUUGGUGGAAAUAGAAUGUAUUGGCCCUUUCUAUCUUUUUAAUUAUGGGCAAGGAUAUUCUUCUUUAGUUGGUUGAAUCGCUUGUAUACAAGUCAUUUUUCUUUGGAAAUGGUUAAGUAGGAGGCUAGGAGCAGUAUUGGUGCAUGCUCUGGCACGGAUGA
Molecule: messenger RNA, 2547 nt
Organism: Juglans microcarpa x Juglans regia
Lineage: Eukaryota; Viridiplantae; Streptophyta; Magnoliopsida; Fagales; Juglandaceae
Product: DEAD-box ATP-dependent RNA helicase 32
Biological process (GO): rRNA processing
Cellular component (GO): nucleus
Molecular function (GO): nucleic acid binding; ATP binding; RNA helicase activity
Source: RefSeq, a predicted model, not a curated record